Messenger RNA from Olea europaea var. sylvestris, 794 nucleotides. RefSeq names its product probable WRKY transcription factor 43. The transcript is spliced from 3 exons. NCBI's taxonomy places the organism in Eukaryota, Viridiplantae, Streptophyta, Magnoliopsida, Lamiales, Oleaceae. Bases 15 to 593 code for a protein of 192 amino acids. Gene Ontology annotation, molecular function: DNA-binding transcription factor activity; sequence-specific DNA binding. Gene Ontology annotation, biological process: regulation of DNA-templated transcription. The record is from RefSeq and is a predicted model, not a curated record.
UUUCCAACUCCACAAUGGAUACUAAUUCUCAGUAUCAAAACCCUAACCCUAAAACUGACCCUGAUCAAUAUAUUACUAAUCGGCUGUUCGAUGACUCAUUAUAUUUUGAAGUUUCGGAUUAUUUCGUGAUGGACAAUGGCUCUGAAGAAGAUAUUUUCGUGGAAAAUACAAUCCCACCAGCUGAAAACGUAGUCAAUGAAUCUUCAAAUCCAAGUCCAGUGGCCAGAAACAUGGUACAUAGAAGAAGAGAAAAGAAAUACAAGUCACAGAGCGAGUUUAAGUUCGCGUUGAGAACCAAAUCAAAUAUCGAAAUCAUGGAUGAUGGAUUUAAAUGGAAAAAAUAUGGGAAAAAGAUGAUCAAGAACAGCCCAAAUCCAAGGAACUAUUUUAAAUGCCAAAGGGAUGGAUGCAAUGUGAAGAAAAGGGUAGAAAGGGAUAGAGAGGACCCCAGAUAUGUGAUAACAACCUAUGAAGGAGUGCACUACCAUGAAAGCCCCAAUUGUGUGGUCUGUUGCAAUAACCAAUUGCCUACUCAUGGAUUGACUUUACACCAAUCGUCGUCUCUCUCUUUCUCUCCUUCUCCCAUACUAUAAUUAGUUAUAAUAAUUCAGUGAUGUGGAUUAUAUGUUCACUAUUAUAGACUAGUUAUGACUUGUUCAAGGUGGAUCAUAGGAUAUUGAAAUGAAACUGAUUUUGCAUUAUAUUGUCUAGCUUUGUUCAAUACCAUAGUUAUGACUUGGUCGAGAUAAGGUGAAUUAUGUAGUAUUAAUCAAUAAAAAAUAGGACUUUAUUUA